Molecule: messenger RNA, 1195 nt
Organism: Cyprinus carpio (common carp)
Lineage: Eukaryota; Metazoa; Chordata; Actinopteri; Cypriniformes; Cyprinidae
Product: EEF1A lysine methyltransferase 1
Exons: 4
Coding region: 134-772 (212 amino acids)
Biological process (GO): methylation
Molecular function (GO): protein-lysine N-methyltransferase activity; nucleic acid binding
Source: RefSeq, a predicted model, not a curated record
GUAUGACUGGGUAAAGCGUACGUUUCGUUUGUAUUAAGCAUGUUUUGCGACCGUUCGCAUCAUGUUUGAAUGAGCGUUAUAACGCUGAAUGUUUGCGCGUUCCCUUGUCACUUUGUUAUGAAGAUCUGUCAUCAUGAGUGACAGCGACGAUGACGUGCCUCAGCUCUCCGCCGCGACUCUCGCAGCGCUGCAAGAGUUCUACGCCGAGAGCGAAAGGACGGGACAGAGCUCCGACAAGUUCUGCGUUGGUGCUGUGGAGGAAGACUGGCGCAUGAGUCAGUUCUGGUACUGUGAAGACACGGCUGUACGGUUAGCAGAGGAAGUCAAGCAGCAGGCUGGAGAACAUGGAAGGAUAGCUUGUAUAAGUGCACCAAGUGUGUAUCAGAAGCUGAAACAGUUGGAAUCCACAAGGUCAGACAGUGUGUCUGCUGUUUUACUGGAGUUUGACCGACGUUUCGCAGCAUAUGGAGAUGAGUUUGUCUUUUAUGAUUACAACAACCCUCUGUGCCUGCCUGAGGCUCUGCUUCCUCAGAGCUUCGACAUCGUCAUCGCAGACCCUCCGUAUCUGUCUGAAGAAUGUCUCAGCAAGGUGGCCCUCACCAUUAAAUACCUCACUAAGGGCAAAAUCCUGCUCUGCACAGGAGCUAUUAUGGAGGAGCUUGCUGGGAAACUUAUGGAUUUGAAGACAUGCAGUUUUUUACCAAAACACAAUCACAAUCUGGCCAAUGAGUUCCGCUGCUAUGUGAACUAUGAAUCACGCCUUCUCUCAUGAAAAAGGUUUUCAAUCUGACAACAUUUGAACACAGUUUUUCCUAUCAUACAUUAGCAGAUGAUUAUUUGGAACAAUAAAUACUCACACUCCAAGAGGUGCAUAGCAGGAUCCAAAUAUUACAGCGGAGGAUUUGGCCCUUCAUCAGAGAUCUGCGAUCAGUCUUUGAUUAUACUUUGGCUGACUUGCAUUGUCAGUUGCACACCCAGCUUUCCGGCAUAAAAUUGAAGCAAACAAUCUCAGACAGUUUAACUUUGUUUCAAUGCAUAAAAUGGGCUUGAAGUGAAUGUUUGAAAUGCAUUUGUAUAUAAUACACUACUAGACUUGUGCAAUAUCAGUGUUCUUGAUUGUUGUUUUAAUAAAGUAAUCAUAGGAGGACUGACCUAAAGUCAUGCUAAAUAAAUUAUAUCAUAGUUUGCCUUUAAC